AUGAGGCCACCACUGUCCAAAAGAUGGUCAUACACCCGAGUCAUCGGAAACCAAGCCAAGAAAGCCUACAAACGAGAGGUGAGAGCCAAUUGUAGAGCACCUCGACACGACCGUAUUGUACCGCUCUUAGCCGCAUUCAAACAUCGGGAAAAAUUCCAUUUGAUACUACCAUGGGCACGUGGAGGCAACCUCGCGGAUUUAUUCCAGAACUAUGCCACAUCGACAGAGACUAAGACUGAGGAGCAGCAAGUCGCUGAUUGGUACUCCGAGCGAUGGCUAUUGGCCCAGUGCUUGGGGCUAGCUGAUGGGCUGGCUGCGGUGCACCGAACAAGCGACAACCCACCCACAUCAGCUCAGAUACAUGCCGAUAUCAAGCCUGAGAACAUUCUGUGCUUCGCCCUCGGCGAAGCAGAUCACGGUCCAUUUGAUCUGAAGCUUGCAGAUUUCGGUGAAGCGCAGGAGGUAGACCCGGAGACCAACACAGUCCCAGUAAAGCGUGUACCUCACACAAAGACCUAUCGCCCACCAGAACAUGACACAGAUGAUAUUUUGCAUCUCAACUACGACGUAUGGUGCCUCGCUUGUGUCUUUAUAGAGUUACUUACUUGGGCAAUUGCCGGGUCUGAAGCUGCAGACAAAUUUGAGCUAGGUCGCCUUGCAGAACGUGACGAACGCAAGGCCACCACUGCGGGAGGGAAUGUCUUUGCCGAUACGUUUUUCAAAAAGGUGUCAACGCGCCUAAAACACAGGCUCGAGCCUCAAAUCAGAAUUAUUCAUACGAGCAAGACCGCCGAUGGUGAGGAUAAAGAAGAUGCCGAGGAUGCUGUUGUCAAGACACAAGUCAUACAGGUCAGUACCCCUGCCUUUACCUCUCGCUACAUCAAGUAG
This is a messenger RNA of Pestalotiopsis fici W106-1, 888 nucleotides long. RefSeq lists its product as uncharacterized. The transcript has 3 exons. Gene Ontology annotation, biological process: peptidyl-threonine phosphorylation; peptidyl-serine phosphorylation. The record is from RefSeq and is a predicted model, not a curated record. Gene Ontology annotation, molecular function: ATP binding; protein serine/threonine kinase activity. The coding region runs from base 1 to 888 and encodes 295 amino acids. NCBI's taxonomy places the organism in Eukaryota, Fungi, Ascomycota, Sordariomycetes, Amphisphaeriales, Sporocadaceae.